UAUUUGCAUUGGGUUGUAGCAGUGCAGUGACCACUUUCAAAAUGGUUUACACAUCAGUCAUACGUUUCGAGGUUGUUUAAAAAACAUUUUUUGGGGGGGUCUACUCAGUUGUAGACACCAAUGGGUCACAAUGGCCACACCAUUAACUAUUUUUGUACUUUUGGCCCUCACUGUGUGUGAUGCUGCUAUUUCCUGUCAGAAUGAAGCUGGCGAGCCUGUCGACUGGUUCAUCAUCUACAAGCUGCCGACAUACAAGAUUGGUGAGGUGGGUAGUGGGGUGGACUACAUGUACCUGGACCCCUCCUUAGGGACCUGGCAACUUAGUAAAUUCAUGGUUAACACUAGUCAAGGAGCCAUUGGAAACACCCUCAAACAGCUUUACAGUAAAGUCAUUGACAAGUCAAACAGCUCUGUUUAUGCCCUUUACAAUGAUGCACCACCUGUCCUCAAAUACAGCAAAGGAUAUGGACACACAAAAGGGGUACUACUAUUUGACCAUUCCCAAGGCCUGUGGCUGUCCCACAGUAUUCCCCAUUUCCCCUCAUUCCCAGAGUUUGGUUACCUCUACCCGUCCUCUGGCAAAGUCAAUGGCCAGACAGCUUUGUGUGUGAGCCUCCGCUAUGACCAAUUCCUCAAUAUCACACAACAUCUGGCGUAUCUUUUCCCGCGGUUCUACAACUGCUCCGUGCCCUCUGCAUUUGCUACCCAACUGCCUCAGCUGGCCCAGUUAUGUGCUGGCUACAGGCCAGAAGUGCCUUCAGACAAAAGAAUGGACCAGCUCUUGUCCCUGCAGGGAGAGAUGUUUUUAAAUUUUGCCAAAUCUGAACGUUUUGUUGAUGACAUUUACACUGGCUGGGUGGCUCAGGUCCUGGAUGCAGACUUGCUGGUCGAGACCUGGCAGAGACAAGGCCACGACCUGCCUUCCAACUGCUCCCUGCCCAAUCAUGUCAUGAACAUCAAGACGAUCCGGCUUCCCGAAUCUGUCCCAUUCCAUUCUAAGUACGACCACUCCAAGUGGUGCUUGUCGUGGCUUCGUCAGAUCCAGGUGACCUGCUUGGGGGACCUGAACCGGGAGGUAUCCCAAAUGUGGCGCGGUGGGGGGCUACUGUGCUCCUACAACCCUUUGAUUUACAAGGCUUUCAGACAGGUGGUGGACUGGUACAUUGGAUGCUGAACGACAGGCCGUUGUUGUAUUGUUCUUACAAAGGGAUUGACAUUUGUCAAAAUUUCAAUUGAUUGUCUACGGUAAUUUUGACCUAGUAUCAAUUAAUACAUCCAUCAGUUUCCUACUGUUAAUCUUACUUAAUUUAUGCUUUUGUUUUUUAAAAUGAAGGACAUUCUCAAGAUGUGAGUUUAUGGUGUUAAGCAGAAUAAUGCUAUAGCAUCAUGUUGUUCUUGGGUCAGCAAACUUCAUCAAGAGCACCUCUGCUGUUUGCAGUCAAGUAGUGCACUCCAUUUUGUCUCAUUUUUCAACAUGUGAUUCAUCAUCAAUUCCCUCAAUCAUCAGAUAACUUAACAAACAAAUAAACAAUAAUUAUACCCACCUCUAA
Messenger RNA from Phycodurus eques (leafy seadragon), 1550 nucleotides. It is a transcript of the gene dnase2b, whose product is annotated as deoxyribonuclease II beta. The coding region runs from base 131 to 1174 and encodes 347 amino acids. The transcript has 6 exons. The record is from RefSeq and is a predicted model, not a curated record. Gene Ontology annotation, biological process: apoptotic DNA fragmentation. Gene Ontology annotation, molecular function: deoxyribonuclease II activity. NCBI's taxonomy places the organism in Eukaryota, Metazoa, Chordata, Actinopteri, Syngnathiformes, Syngnathidae.